AACUUCUAGAAUAUGAAACUGUUUGUAUGAUAGGAUCCGGUUCGUUCGGUACGUGCUUCAAAGUUAGAAACCGAACUACUGGAAAGUAUUAUGUGUGGAAGACUAUAAAAUAUGGAACAUUAUCACAAGAACAGAAGAAGGUGUGACGGAAGAACUGUUACAUAAUUCAAAAUAGUUGCAAUAUUUAGAUUUUAGUGUCCGUGUGAUUGCAAACUCAGUUUCCACACGCCCUAAUGAUUUCCACGGGUCUUGAAUAUAAAUAUCCGUAGGAACGACUAUACUUUGAACAAUUGAAUUGUGUUUGAAAUCAUGAACUCGAAUGUAGAUGCCCUAUAGCACAAAUGUAGCGAGUUUGUUAACAUUGUACCUUGGCGUUUUGGGAUCUGCUGAUAAUUUCAGAUAUUCUACAUAUUUUCGCCUUGUCUCCGAGGUGAAUUUAAUGAGCGGCCUACAUCAUCCAAACAUUGUCGAGUACCAUGAUCGCAUAAUUGAUAAAACUUCAGCUACUUUAUAUAUAAUAAUGGAAUGGUGCCCAGGAGGUGACCUCUCUGUACUUAUAACAAAAUGUAUAAAGAGGAAUUUAUCACUAGACGAAGGAUUUAUAUGGCGUGUUCUCUAUCAGAUAGCACGCGCACUUCAAGCGUGCCACUCCCAGCUUCCAUCUGGAACAUUGUUGCAUAGAGAUGUGAAACCAGCAAAUGUCUUCUUAGAUUCAGAUAACAAUGCAAAACUUGGUGAUUUUGGGUUGGCACGUAUUCUAAAUAGUGACAGUAGCUGUAGUCAGACGUUUGUUGGCACACCUUACUACAUGAGUCCUGAGGUUAUAAUGGGUGGCACAUACAGCAAAAAAUCUGAUGUGUGGUCGCUUGGGUGUAUUGUUUAUGAACUUUGUUCCCUCAGGCCGCCUUUCAAGGGUUCAAAUAUCAAACACUUAGCUCAGAAAAUCAUUGCAGGAAGGUUUCCAAGAAUUCCAGCACACUAUUCUGAAGACCUCCAAAACAUAAUUUCACUAAUGCUAAGUUCUAAGCCCUGUGAUCGCCCAACAGUUGAUGUUUUAAUUCAGAAUCCUGUUGUUCUUUCCCAUGUCAUUCAAGAUUGCAUUAAUGCAAAGUUAUCUGUACCUAAAAGUCUUCAAACUCUGCAAAAUCCAUGUGAAACAACUGAAAAGGUUAAAGUAUUCCUACAAGAUAACAUUGCAGCUGCCAAUCUUGCUGAUGUUCAGGUGAUACCAAAUGACAGUUUCUCAAAAGGCUUUGACUAUAAGUUUCAGGACAUAUUGUCAAAAAAACUGGAGGAGCUCAAAAGAAAAGAGGCAGCAUUACAGUUAAAAGAGUUUGCAGUUGCUGAAAGAGAACGAGCUGUUCAAAAGAAAGAGAGAGAUUUGUACACAGCAACAACAGCUGAAGGAAGGUUUAUGACUGAGGGAAAAAGUCAGCAUAAAUAUCGUGAUGUUCAGUUGACAGCAUGGAAGCAGAAAACUCCACACUUGUACCAUAUGCCUAUGAAGAAUGAAGACACUUCUUUCAGUGCAGACACAGGUGACACAAGUAUCCUUCCAACUUCUGCAAAACUGAUUGCAGAUGCUAAAGAAUGUUUCAUAAAAAAACCAAAUGAAAGGAGAGUUCAUUUUGAUACUGUACCAAUACUGGAUGCUGUUGAGUAUACAUUUUAUGGCAGAAGUAGUACCCUUUGCAUUAAGAAGCCUGCAAUUGGUAAAACUAACGAACAUAUGCAUUCUGAAACUGCUGGUUGCAUCAGCAAGAAAAAUGUAUUGCACAGAAAGUCCUCUGCUCAGGUUCUCCAAAAUGUUGACAAUAUCAACCAGAAUAAUGUGGACAGUUCACAUAGGCAUGUAUUCAGCCAGUGGAAGAAGGCAGGUACCAUUCCCCGGACAGGGAGGGGUAAUUGUUCAAAUAAGGAAAACAAGCAUCCUACAGUGUCUUCUGCUCAAAAUACAGUUGAAUUGCCUGUGGAUGAUGUUCUUACCAAGAAAUUCAGUUCAGUGGUAAAUUUCAGAUGAACUCUUAUAGUGGAGAAUGAGUGGUAUGGUCUCGUGUAUUAAACACACAUAAAAAACUUAGUACCUGACUAGUUUGUAGCUAAUCAAAUUAACAUGGGGAUAGUUGAUCAAUAAAAUUAUUUUAUUCGUAUUGAGUCUCAGGGAUCCUGGAAAACUGACAUACAUACAUACUUAACACCUAACAUGUGAGCUUCAAUUGGUAUUAUUAUGCUUUACUGUUUUUAUAUAAAAAAUUUGAUGUGCUUGAUUAAAAGAU
Schistocerca piceifrons (Central American locust) is the source of this 2276-nucleotide messenger RNA. Its product is annotated as serine/threonine-protein kinase Nek2-like. The transcript has 5 exons. The coding region runs from base 326 to 2020 and encodes 564 amino acids. Gene Ontology annotation, molecular function: ATP binding; protein kinase activity. The record is from RefSeq and is a predicted model, not a curated record. Gene Ontology annotation, biological process: protein phosphorylation. NCBI's taxonomy places the organism in Eukaryota, Metazoa, Arthropoda, Insecta, Orthoptera, Acrididae.